Messenger RNA from Uloborus diversus, 1410 nucleotides. RefSeq lists its product as uncharacterized. The transcript has a single exon. Lineage: Eukaryota; Metazoa; Arthropoda; Arachnida; Araneae; Uloboridae. Gene Ontology annotation, molecular function: catalytic activity. The record is from RefSeq and is a predicted model, not a curated record. Gene Ontology annotation, biological process: chromatin remodeling. Bases 1 to 1410 code for a protein of 469 amino acids. Gene Ontology annotation, cellular component: nucleus.
AUGAAGGAAUUUGAACUGAUAAAUCGCCUGAAGAAAAGAUCAAUUAAUAUCGCAGUGAUUACUGAGACAAAAAAGAAAUUGAAAGGGACUCAGGACAUUGAUGAUUUUGUAAUGCUUUAUAGUGGAGUGCCUCAAAACAAAAGAGCGGCAUGCGGAGUCGCUAUUCUACUGGACAAGACAUGGAAAAACAAAAUUGUAAAUUACACCUUUGUUAACGAAAGAAUGAUAAUAGUAAGAUUAAAAUUUGAGAGAGGAUACCUGUCAGUGUUUGGCGUUUAUGCCCCAGAAAAUGGCAGGAAAGAAGAGACAGAUCUUUUUUAUGAAGAGUUACAGCUUAGAAUAAACAACUGUAAGAAAAAUGAUAGUAUGAUUUUAAUGGGUGAUUUGAACGCUCGAGUUGGCAAUCAGCCUAUUCCAAAUGUUGUUGGAACAUUUGGCGAAAUUUGUCUGAAUGAUAAUGGCAAACAAUUAAGAGAUUUUGCCUCUUUUAACAACUUUAAGUUAACAAAUACAUUCUUUAGGAAAAAAGAGAUCAACAAAUAUACGUGGAGUGCAAGAGGCACAAGGUCACUAAUUGAUUAUGUAAUUGUAAAUAAAAAACUAUCUUCACAAAUAAUGGACACACGCGUCCUCAGAGGAUAUGAUAUUUAUUCUGAUCACUUUUUGGUCAUUUCUAAAAUUAAGCUUAUGACUAGAUGGAAAAGGUCUAAACCUAAACAUAAUAGACCUGAAGAAGAAGUUUUCCGGAUACCUCUGUUACAAGAGGAUAGUAUAAGAAAUGUAUACCAAAAACGAUUGAAUCAACUGAUCAGAGAAGCAGAUUCAAAUGAUAAUGUCAACGAGGAAUGGGAUAACAUCAAAAAUUUGAUCCAGAAGGCGGCAUAUGAGGCGCUUGGAAAGAGUAGGAAAAAAUACAGGAAAAAUGGCCUGAUAAUUUGGAAUGAUGACAUUGAGAAAGCUGUCAAGGAAAAGCAGAUGGCCUUUAGGAAUAUGCUGCAAAAUAAUACACUUGAAACAAGAGAAAUUUAUAAAGAGAAAAGAAAUCUAGCAAAGCGCAUCAUACGUAACGCACACCAGGAAUCGUGGGACAAAUUUAUUAGUGUUGUUGAAAAUGAUGUGCAUGGUAGACAGACAUUGGCUUACAAGAUCCUUAGAAAAUUGAACAAGGAGGAGAGAGACAAUGCUUACAUUAAUAUCAUUAAAACGAAAGAAUGGAUUGAUCAUUACAGAAACCUCUGGUAUAGCCCAACUGCAGCUAUAGAGUUUGAUAUCGGAACAAUAGACCAGGACAUAGAUUACAGCGAAAUGAAUGAGCUGCAGGAAGCAUUGAAGAGUAUAAAAAACAGGAAAGCUGUGGGUACUGACAACCUGAACGCUCCGUACGUACGUCCUGAACGUACUGAAUCCUAA